Messenger RNA from Hyalella azteca, 1493 nucleotides. It is a transcript of the gene Trax, whose product is annotated as translin-associated protein X. Lineage: Eukaryota; Metazoa; Arthropoda; Malacostraca; Amphipoda; Hyalellidae. The transcript is spliced from 6 exons. The coding region runs from base 177 to 1004 and encodes 275 amino acids. The record is from RefSeq and is a predicted model, not a curated record. Gene Ontology annotation, molecular function: sequence-specific DNA binding; RNA binding; RNA endonuclease activity. Gene Ontology annotation, cellular component: nucleus; cytoplasm.
UCGGAUCAAUUGUUCGCCAUAAAAGCAUCAGUGGCUUGUGGAGUUUGACAGCGAGUUUGUUAUUCGAGUGCCAUCCCUAAUUUUCCCGAGUUCCGACAACGUUGGAUUUUGGAAUUGUUUGACGAACUUUCAGUGAAUGUCGAUACACAGUCAGUUAACAAUUAUUUGUUUAGAUAAUGGAAACGUCAGAGGAAAUAGAAAAUUCAGCCAUACUAAAAUGCUUUGCUACUUAUUCAACCAAAUUGAAUCAUUCCUAUGACAAAUAUGAGAGUAUAUAUAAAAUGAAUCGGGAUUUGAACCGUGAGAGCAAAAAAAUCAUCUGCACUCUGCACCGCAUCCCAGGAUGUGCAGUUGCAGAACAAGAGCUGUGCCUCAAAGAAUCUGAAGAGCAGCUCUCCAUGGUACAAGCUUCACUUAUAACGUCAAUAGCCAAACUUCUGGAUGGAGAAGCACUUCAUCAAUACAGUCCUGCUCAUGCUAGUGGAAUAGAAGAAUAUUUGGAAGCCCUACUUUUCUAUAGUUUUCUGAAGAAGAAUUUUAUUUUGAGCUUUGAGCAAGUAUGCUGCUUUAUGAAUGGAGAUGUCCCUCUGUCAUCCUUCUUUGAAAUCAGCUCAUAUGCAGCAGAGCCUCCUCAAGUAUUGAGUAGCAGUUCUGCAAAACCUGUUAGUUCUUGCACUCACUCCGCUGCAAAAAUGGUUUCUUUUGAUGCCUACAUUUUAGGAUUGAGUGAUGUCUCCGGGGAGCUCAUGAGGUAUUUUAUUAAGUGCGCCGGUGUUGGAGAAGUUGAGAAGAGUGCAUUGGUGGUACAAUGUCUGCGUCAGAUGAAUGCUGGUUACGGGUCAUUACAGGCUCCUGCCCCGUCAUUAAAGAAUAAAAUAGCAGUGCAUCGUCGGAAUCUUGCCAAGGUUGAAGAAAUAAAUUACAACCUCAAUUUACGGAGAUCAGAACUGCCACACUGUGGGACCAAUAUUCUACUGACGGAUUUUGAGGACGAUUUUGUAUGACUUCGCUUCUAUUCCUUAGAUUAUUUCACUUCCUACCUCUAGCUAUUGUGUUAUGGGAAUGACAUGAUUUUAUGGAAAUUUGAAGAAGAAUGUUGUGAAAAUGAUCUUGAUUAUGAGCAUUAUUAUUUUUAUUUUCUUAUAUUGCUUAUCCAAUUGUUACCCUAAUUACAAUGUUAUUUCACUUACUGAAUUAUAGUUAUCAGAUAAGUCCUGUUACACUUAAUUCCUUCUUUGAGAAGUAUGAUUCAGAGUUUUAGUAACUGAAUUGAUGGUACAAGAAGAAUAUAGUCGCAACUGUACAAAAGAAUGUGUCUCAAUAUAUACUUAUAUCUCUACAAUCGACAUCCCGUUACCUAAUUGAAACGUUAGUUCCGAGAUUCUUGAAUAGGUUGCACUAUUUUUAGAUGAUAAUUUUAUUGAUCUGGAAUGCAUAUUAUGGGAGAAUCGCAAGUUCAACUUGAUGCUUCAUACAUUACAUAAAAACCCCAA